AUGGGCCUCCACAUGCGUCUGCGUGAGCGCAUGGCUGUCGCCGCGCUAUUCGGUAUGGGGCUAAUUGUCUCUGCUGCUGGUAUUGUGCGUACCUGGUUCAUCUAUCGGAGUCUCUUUAACAACGAGUACGAUCAAACCUGGUACGCAUAUCCACUGUGGAUUGCGGCCGCUGUCGAGAUAGACUUGGGUGUAAUAUGCGCCUCGGCUCCAGUACUAAAACCUCUCCUCGCGAAGAUCCCCUUCAGUCUAUCGCAAUCCUUCACAGGUGGCAUAUCCUUCAAGAAGAGCGCGAACUCAUCAAAGACGCUAACCGCCAACGCAUCAGCGUCGCAUUCCUCCACGAACCGGAAAUCCACAGCACCGCGCAAUGCGCCAGAACUCGCAAACGACAAGGGCAACAGCUAUGAGAUGAAGCAUUGGGCGGAUACGGAACAGGAUCUGGAACGAGGAAGUCAGGAAGCUAUUCUGGAAGAGGAGGAAGCUCCCAAAACGGGGAUGUCGCGCCUGUGGGGCAAGGUCCGCCCGAAAAGCAACAAUGGAAAUAUGACUACGGACACCGAUAUGACGAUCACUUUGACCAGCGAAGUGGAACUGCAAGUCGAGCGGAUGAAGCAACGUCCGGCGCGGUACGAGACACACGGUGACCUUCACGAGAACCACAUGCCAUUACCCCCGUUGGCACCGCGAUCCAGCGGACACGACCGGUGA
Alternaria novae-zelandiae is the source of this 708-nucleotide messenger RNA. RefSeq lists its product as uncharacterized. The transcript has 3 exons. The record is from RefSeq and is a predicted model, not a curated record. NCBI's taxonomy places the organism in Eukaryota, Fungi, Ascomycota, Dothideomycetes, Pleosporales, Pleosporaceae. Bases 1 to 708 code for a protein of 235 amino acids.